AUGAUCAUGUGCAGUAGAGGCCACUGGAGGCCAGCUGAGGAUGAGAAGCUACGUGAAUUAGUGGAAAGAUACGGACCGCAUAACUGGAAUUCCAUAGCCGAGAAGCUAGACGGUAGAUCAGGAAAAAGUUGUAGGUUGAGAUGGUUCAAUCAACUCAACCCGAGAAUUAACCGGAGCCCGUUUACCGAUGUGGAGGAAGAACGGCUAAUGGCCUGCCACCGGAUUCACGGAAACCGGUGGUCCAUAAUCGCACGGCUUUUCCCGGGAAGAACUGAUAACGCCGUCAAGAACCACUGGCACGUGAUCAUGGCAAGAAAAUGCCGGGAAAAAUCGAAAACGUGCACGAAAAUGGCUUUUUGUGAUCAUGAUUGUGGGCUCGUGAGAAGUAGUAGCAAAAACCGGCAACAAUAUUAUUCUUCGUCAUCUUCUUCUUCGAAGAAAAUGUAUGAUGGGUUAAUGGUUGGGGUAAAUUUGAGCUUUAGACCUAAUUUUGUGGAGAAAAAUGAUAUUUCUCGGGGAUCAUUAUUCGAUCCAACGAAUAAAAAAUCCGGUAACUGCACUGCAGACACUGAGAGAAAUAGCAAAGGCGUGGAAUUUUAUGACUUUCUCCAAGUGAAUGCAGACUCCAACAGAAGUGAAGUUAUAGACAAUAAUAAUAAUAAUGGUGCAAAUAAAGAUUUAUAUUCAGAGGAAGGAGAAGAAGAAGAAGAAGAAGUGAAUCAAAGGAACUGUAAGGAGGCUCAGGCAUUUAUAGAUUUUCUAUCAAUUGGAGCCACUAAUUCUUAG
Messenger RNA from Striga asiatica, 786 nucleotides. The record is from the annotation of a GenBank genome assembly. NCBI's taxonomy places the organism in Eukaryota, Viridiplantae, Streptophyta, Magnoliopsida, Lamiales, Orobanchaceae.